GUAUGCCACCUGGCGAUUAUUCGUUUGGAACGCACAUUCGGGUUGUUGACUGGAGCAGACGAGGUUGGCGGAGGGCAGGUAUUGUGAAGAAGUAUGCAAACGGUUUUCCGAAGUGAAAUGUGAGCAUGGAGAAUUUCGUAGGAACCGAGUGAUAUUUCUGCCGUUUUGAAUAUUAGGGGAUAUUUAAAGCCGUAAGUUAUUUUGCUGUACAAAAUCUUACCACUGUGCAUUAGGGUGGGACGUGCAAUGUGUGUGGGUCUGGAGGAUGUGUAUGAAGUGUUUUUACAAGGAAAACAAUACAGUCAACAGUAAUCUUCAACAUGUGGGGCCGAGAUGCGGGGCGUUAAAAAUGCAGAUUCGCAGCGACUUUAAGUAGUUAGUCCUUGAUGGCCAGGUGCUGGUCCCUCUGACAUGAGCUGUGUUGCUGGAUGGAUUUAAGACCUUUUGAUGAUGAAUUGAAGUCCAUGCGAAGAUGGCCUUGCAGCCAUGCCGAGAGCUCGCCUCAGUACUGACAAGUUGAGGACAUGCCUUCCACUUCAUCUUCUGUUCGUGCAGAGAUUCUCACAUACAGUCGCACUCAGUCAACCGUGCGCCGUUGUCGGUCACAGGAGCUCGACAUUCCAUCAAACGACUUGUACCAGGAACCAGUAAUGGAGGACAAGAAAUCAUCAAGACUGGUGGGAUCUAAAGUAUCCCAGAUUGCAAACAUCUUCCAGAGCAUGGUGCCAGCCAAAGAGACUGACGUGCUAAUCAGCAACUCCACUCCCCUGCGGACCAAACCGUCUGACUCUUCACCAAAGUUGGAGCGGAGACGAGCAGCUACAGGAAAUGAGGAAGUAUUGAAAGAACCAUCAACACCACGUGAUUCUCCAACUCAGGUGACGGUCGUUCGGACAGAGAGCCAUGUUGCACGUUUCAACAAUGCUCGUGCACUGUUUGAGAAAUUGGGAGCGGAGGAUGGCCGUGGCAUCGUCAGCAGCGUCACUAAACCAGAGAAACCAGUCACAGUUCCUGCCAUCACCACAGGUCCUAAGUUGCCUCUGAGUCAAGGUCUUCAUGGUUUACGAUCUCGAUCCAGCUCAGAUAAUUCCUCCACCGGUACAUCCCCAGUACGAUCACCUCGAACAGCAAUAGGUUCACAUCAUUCCUCUCGAUCACCUUCUCCUAGAGAACAAGGUCAAAGUGACAGUGUUACCACAGGUGGGGGAUCAUUAUUUGGUAUUGUGAGCAGUGGGACAUCAGAGCUUGAUGGCCGGAAGGUGCUUACCACCAAUGGACAUCAUACAAAUGGAGGGCCUGAUGUGGUAGAUGAAGAGGUGGCCAUUCCGUCAAUACGUGUGUUGACUACUGUUUCAGCAUCCAUUACAGAAAGAUUGUCACAACCACAGAAUGUUCAUGCAGCUGGGAAGGUGACAGACAGUAAUCACUCAAAUGGGGUUAUUAAGACUGAAAAUGAGAAGGAAUCAACUGAGGAGAAAUCACAAACUGUUGGUGGAGUGACAGGUUUGACGAAGAAGCCGGAGAAGCCAGAAAAACCAGAAAGAAAGUUUAACAGUCGAGAAUUGAUAGAGAAACAAAGGAACUGGACGUCUCAUUUUUCAAAGUCACGUUCGUCACGUUAUAACAGUGAUCCAAACAAAACAGAAGUGCGAGUGGGUUUGAGUGCUGGUAGCGCAGAGAGUAAGACAUCUGUAGUAGGUUCUCAACAGCAGGCUCAGAAGUUAACAGCUGACAGCUCUCUGCCCUCAACAAACCCAGCAGCUCGAAGUGCUUCUUUCAAUGUCACAAGGCCUGUGAGGUCUCCCACUGUAUCACCUCCACCUCCACCUGUUCGAGCAGGACAGGCAGCUUCACCUAUCAGUCCCACAAGACAAGAGAAGAAGGUUGAAAGGUCAUCAGAACCUUUACCAGUUGCCUCUCCAGUCAGGGACGCCAUUUCAGCCAGUGUCAAGGAUGAAAAAUUGAGACAGCAGCAGCCUAAAUUAUCACCAGAUGCAAACAAAAUAUCAGCCAGUACUUUCAUGGGGCAAGGAAGUGAUGCUGGUAGUGAAGGUAAUCUUGCUGUACCAUCAUCUGGGGAUGCAGAGAAGCGAUUGCGGGAGGAAGAAGCAGGAGAAGUUCGCAAUGACGUUGCCCAUGUUGACAAACGCAGCAAGAAGAUGGUCUCUUCAGUUCAGCUUCAUCUUCAAGCAGCAGGGCUUGGUCCUACAAGACCAGUAUCUGUAGCUAGUUCUAAGGAUUCUCUCCCAUCACCAGAACCCAAAAUAAAUCAUUUUUCACAGAUUGAGUCCAAUAUUUCCAGUGGAAAUGCUGGUGAUAUAUAUCCUCCUGCACCAAUCACAAAUUCAGUGCUUCGUGAACUGGAGAGUCAGGGCUCGGACAACACUUCUUUGUUACCGGCAGCUAGAUACACCGAGGUCACCAAUCAUGAAUGUAGUGAAAAAGUAGAGGAAUCUAAAUUGUUGCAAGUUUUAGGUCAGGGAGACACUUUUACUCGGAGAUAUAAUAAAGAUACAGUUGCAAAAUCACAAUCUGAUGAAGAAGAAGCCAGUAAUAAGGAACUUGUUUCUAAGAUUCAAAAGGAGGAGACUUUUAUGAAUUUAAAAGCAAGGUCACUGCCGUCACCUCAACAUCAAGAAGUAGUGAAAACAACUGGUAAAGAACAAUUUGAUGUGGAAAAUGAAUCAGUAUUAUCAGCUAGAACAGUUCUGCAUGACACUUGUGCUCCAAAAAGUCACGUAAACACCAAGAAGACAAGCGCCGAUGUGAUCGGCGGUAGUGGUUACAUUGCCUCUAAUUUUGUAUCCAGUGAUGAAGAUUCAGAUGGCCAUGUUGUCUCAAAACCAACAACAGAUGUUGUAGAUAGUAGCAAAAUGAAGGACGUUACUGGUGAUAGCUGUGCAUCAGUGACAGAACAGUCCACCGAGGUCUCCCGUCAGGAAUCGGAGCCAUUUCUGGUAUCUCGAUCAAUUCUCCGUCCUGAAGAAGUAGGUACUGCCACUUCAGUUGCUCCCAUUUCUGUGACGACAAGAACAGGGUCACCCCAGCAUCAUGAGGCGUCAUCAGAAGCAAGUAUCUUAGACUUGCAGGAUGUUGAGUAUGCUGAUGCUGAUGCAGAAGAUGGAGAUGAUGAAGCCGAACAUGAGGAGGAAAGAAUAAAGGCACCUGAUGAAUUCUCACAGCAGGUUCCUUUUGAGAUAAUGCCAUCUGCAGCUCAUAGAGGGAAAGACAAAGAGCAGGAUGAUGAUCGGCAACAAGAAGCACCUCGAAGCCUGACUUCUGAUGUCCCUGAGACCAUGACGCCAGACGAAGCAGAAAAUUUGUUGAGUUCGAGCAUUCUGGAAAAGAAAAUACGUCAAGAGGGUCUUUUGUCAGAUGAAGAAGCACAAGAAGUAACAAGACUGCUGUCCCCAACAGAUGAGAGAGAUCAAGAAGACCCAGAAUGGCUGACUGAUGUACUUUCAGUGACAAGUGACUCCUUAAUACAAGAGUCUACCCUUGACUACAGGUCUAGGAGUGAAAUGAGUGUGACUAUGGAGGACUCGAUGACGUCGAGCCACAUCGGGUCUCAUUCUGGCUCAGAAUCAGGCCUGCUAGGUUCAGUGAGCAGUCUGAAUGAUCAAGAUGGCAUUGGUGAGCAGGAACCAAAGGGUGAAGAUUAUGUACCCCAGCCUGGUAAAGUGGUAAUUGUGGAAAAUGGUGUCCAUUAUUUUGAAGAUGGUCACUUCUGGAUGGAGGUUCCUGGUCUGCCAGAAUCCGAAGAAGACGAAGAAGAAGAUGAUGUUGAUUACCCCAUCCCAGUGAAGAAGAAUACAAAGGUGACAUUUAGCACUGGACCAAUCAAAGUGUACAGCACAUUCUCUGUGAAUGAUUAUGAUCGUCGCAAUGAAGAUGUUGAUCCAGUGGCUGCAUCAGCAGAGUAUGAGCUUGAGAAACGGGUGGAGAAGAUGCAGGUAUUCCCAGUAGAACUGACCAAGGGUCCAGAAGGCCUUGGACUGAGCAUCAUUGGAAUGGGCGUUGGUGCUGAUGCAGGCUUGGAGAAGCUGGGGAUCUUUGUGAAGACUAUCACCGAACAUGGAGCAGCUGCGAGAGAUGGCAGAAUACAAGUGAAUGAUCAGAUAAUCGAAGUUGAUGGGAAGUCUUUAGUGGGAGUAACACAGGCAUAUGCAGCUUCAGUGCUAAGGAAUACAUGUGGUCUCGUCAAGUUCCUCAUUGGCAGAGAGAAGGAUCCUCAGAACAGUGAAGUGGCUCAGUUGAUCAAACAGUCUCUGCAGGCCGACCGAGAACGAGAGGAGCCUCGUCGGCAGAUGGAGCAACAGCAGCAGCAGCAGCAGCCCCCUCCACGAAACUCAUCCCGUAGCCUUCAUCAUGGAAGUGACACUGGCAUAAUUUCCCCAGAUGGGACCCGCUCAGAGGAUAGCAGCUUAACUCUACCUCUUACUGGCACUUCCCCUACCACAUCAUCAUCAUCUGAAGGGCCAGCUAGCCCUCCAGGUGCAAAUGACAGCAUGUUCGACCAUGACGCUUCUAAGUCUCCCACUAUAUCGAAUGAUGUCGAUGCACUGAGACGGCUUCUACAAGAGAGUCAGUUCAAAGUUGCACUAGCUGAUGGUGAUAUUUCAAGGCUAAAAGCUAGGCUUGUGGAGAUGGAGCAGAGUGGGCUUGACAGUGAGGAGUUCCUCGAGAAACUUCGACAGUCAACGAUGAAACUGCGAGAGAUGGAACACAAUCUACUUGCUGCCAAGAAAGAUGUAGCCAGCUAUCAGGACAUGCUAGAGCAAUCUCAGGGUCAGUACAUUGCAUUAGAGAAGAAAUAUUGUAAAGCAAAGAAGUUGCUAAGAGAGUUCCAGCAGAGAGAACAGGAUCUCUUGCACCGCGAAGAGUUCUACCUUCAGCUCCUGCAAGAGAAGGACACAGAGUACAAUGCCCUUGUCAAAACUCUUAAGGAUAGGGUGAUACAACUGGAGCAGGAACUGCUGGAAACACAGCGUAAAGCUGGAUUUCCUGCAGUUCUUCCAUAUGAUAGCUCAAGUCUGCGUCAGUUGACACCUCAGUUGUCUCGCAGACAACAGGCCCUCCCUGUGAAACCCCUUCUCGAACAGCUGGAGACAGAACUCUCAGACACAGAGAUAUCUGACAUCAGUCCAGAGGAUGGUGAUAAAACUGCUACUGUAGAGCGGAAGAUGGGGUUGGUUACGGAUGAUCUUACUGCCCAGAUGCCUGUCAAGGAAGAGUUGGAUCGUGCUGUUCCACCCCAUGAAUUGCUGGAUGUAUCAGCCUCCAAAGCCAAGGCAGAGUUAGCGACACGAGGAGGCCUUGCAGGCAGACAGCUCCCAACUAGCAAGAAGGGCUCAGGAGGGCUUAGCUCAAGUAGUUCUGACUAUGGGCUGGAUGAGAGCUGUGAUAAUUCUGGUGAUGAAGAAGAACAGGAUAGGCAACAUCUAUAUAUUGAAUAUGCGGGACGUGAAGAAACAAGCACUGAACCUCGGACACCAACUCUCAAUGCCCAGAAUCAACAGCAACAUCAGCAUCAUCAAACUGCCAACCGUCCAACAUCCCUGUCCCCUUCCUCGUCACUAUAUAAUAACGUAACAGCCGUGUCAUCCAGUGUUAGUACAUCUCAUGUCCACAGUCUUGUAUCCCAGUUCUCAUCGACUCAUCAGCAGCAACAUUACAGUACAUCUUCCCCACAUGUGACCUCCCAACAGGCAGUUUCAAAAAUGCAGCAUCAGCAGCACCACAUGCACUUCCAGACAGCGACGUCACCGUCUUCUUUACAUUCCCCUUCCAGUGCAACUGUUCUACCUCACACGACUGCAACUGCCCUCUAUAGUCAUGUUACCCAUAUGCCGACAUCUCAACCAUUGCACCAUUAUCACCCUCAUCAACAAACUCCAUCAACCCAUCCACAUGGUAUUGCUCAGUCACACCAUGCUAUGACAGGUGUUACAUCACCACAUCAGCCCAGCCCUGAUCCUUGGAUUGGUCGAAACAAGGGGCCCACACCCACGUAUCCAAUUGGACCUCCUCGAGGUCUUGCUGGACCCCCGGCAUCUUUAGCAGAGCAGCUGAAACAGGUGCUUGCAGAGAGAGAACGUAGGAUAUCGGGAGACCAGGCCUCUUCUCGGGAAGGCUCUGGGGAUUUUACGGAGAUGAACAAGGGAGUGUCUCAAACUUUGGCAGAAGAGAUACGACAGGCUGUGAAUGAAGCUAAUGCUCGAGUGAAGAAAGUGCCAAUAAGCUCAACUUUAUCUCCACCCAGCAUGCAGACACCCUGGCAACCGCAGAGCUCUCUGUUGCAAGAUAUGGCUCCUCCUUCCCCAUCCUCCAUUUCAUCCUCAGGUAGCAUCUCUCCAGGAGUACACACAGCUGAUCCAAGCCCCAGCAAACCUGGUGCUUUAGAUUCAGGAGAUGUAUGGGCACCGCCUCACCCUCAGGAUCUCAACACUUCUUUCUCAGCAGAGAAGAAGUCCUCACAUUUCUGGCAGAGUGCCCCAGUCAGUGAGUGGUCAAAAGAACAGGUUUGUCAGUGGCUGUUAGCUUUGGGGCUGGAACAGCAUAUCCCAAAAUUUUUAGAGCUGCAAGUGGGAGGCUCAGCCUUAUUACAGCUCGAGUCACGUGACUUCAAACAGCUUGGUGUAAAUGGUGAUGACAAGAACAGACUGAAACGUAAACUCAAGGAACUGAAGGUUCAAGUGGAGAAGGAGAAACGUCAACAGGAGAAGGAGAGGAAAGAGAAGGAGAGAUUGCAGAAGAAGGCAGAGAAGUUGGCUGAGAAGGCUAGCAAGCGCAAGUAACAUGGCUGUCUCUGUCUGUCCCCCUCUUCCUGUCCUCCUGUGCUACCAUCCCCUUCCCAGCAGGGAUGUUGGAAUGUGGGUGAGUCCUUAAUUUCAACUUAUUCAGAUUUUACUGUACACUGUAUAUACUGUGCUGUAGUAGAAAUUUGAUAUGUCAUUCAUCUUAUUUUACAGAAUUAAUGGCAUUGUAAAGUAAGUAGUUUGUAUGUACAUGGAGCGUGAAGCACAGAAGUGGAGAAAUGUCUCUCUCUCUCUCCCUCCCCCCCCUACCAUGACAGAUGCAAGAAAUGAGAACUGUGUCUGGGAUGAUGUUACAGCUAAAGAAAAGUUAUGCAUUUAGUGGUAGUUUAUUCUGUUCGUGAUAUUAAUCAUAAUAAUAAUUUAAAAAAAUAUAUAUAUAUAUUUUUUUUCAAAAUUAGAUGUUUGUGACCUUUUAUUUUUCCUGUCUUAGCAAAUCUGAACUUUUUCAUCAUUCAGUUGAAUUUUAUAUUCUGCUAGUCUUUUUGUGAAUUCCACAUUCCAGUCCCUGUAAUGAUGUGCAUGAAAGGGAAGUCAGUUGUUUAGAUAAAUACUGUAAAUCAAUCUGUGGUAAUAGACUCGUCGAGGCUUGCUCGGUACAGAAUCUGUGAACAGUAGCACUUGAGACUCCCGAGUUCACAUUCACAUUUAAAGAAACAAUUGAGAUGUGUUUCUCAAGUUGCAGUGAAUAUUAAAGUAUUCUCUUUUUUAUAUAAACAAAGAGUGGAGUGAUUGGUUUUGUGUGUAUAAAUCAUGUGUCCGAUUAGAAGGUUGUAGUGUAUGCUUGUGACAUGGGGUCAUUUGUGUGAAUAAUUAUUGUAAGAAGAUUGACAUCUCUUUGUCAAGGCUAUUGGCAAUCGUUUUAUUUUACUUGGUGCAGAAAUGGUCAAUGUGAGUUGUAUGUCAUUAUCUUUGGUGCACUGGGGGAAGUGAAUAUGUUAUGUCAUGAAUAAUGGAUAUUAGUGCCAAAUGGCGGCUAUUUGCGGUUGUAACUUAUAUUGUAAAUAUCACAAAUGGUAUUUAAUGUUUAUUAAUACUGAUUAUGUAUUAACGGUACUAAGAGACUUAAUGUAUUUUGUUCCUUUUUAUUUUCCCAUGGCAGCACAAAGCAUUGUUUUCAAUUAUUUUUUUAUGUGGUGUAAAACAAAUUUGUGGAGUCACGUUUGUCACUAAUAAGCUUUCAAAACUUUAUUUUCUUCCAGAUUUAUGCCAAAAUCUGUUGCUUUCAUUGAUUCAAUAAUACAAGUAUUAAUGAAAUUAGUGAGUAAUUAAUUGACAUAGGUAACAUACUCGUACAUAACAUAAGUACAUCAUAAUAUCAUAGACAUUACAGUUACAGAUGUUGUCAUGGCACAUUUUAUCGUUCUUUUCCUUGUCAUGUUUCAGAAUUAUUUGUGAAAGUUGUAGGCAGAUGAAAGCUGUCUUGCUUAUUUGCAUGAAUCUGAGAUGGCAUUUAUGCAUUUAGUUAGAUGCAUGAGAAACAGUGGAUAUUACUUGAAGGGGGUUAAGUAAGAAGCUCCAGAUGGAUUUAUUUAGAUCAUGUAACUGUUAAAAAUACUUCUCCUGGGUUGUGACGUCAGAUAAUUUAAUAAAUUUAGGAUUUGAGGUUCUCACAGUGGUAGUUAUGAAUAGGUACAUGUCUUCCAGUAUAUCACACCAUAUAGUACUUUUGAAAGUCAACUGACUUAUCAGAGGAACAUGUCACCUCCAUCUUGAGGGCUGAAGAGUAAGCCAGAUAAGAAUCCAGCAUGAAGGAGACAGCAAACAACUUUCUUGGCUGUUAACUUUCACCGGGCUACAUGGCAGGUUAUCUGAAAAGACAGAACUCUUAAUUGAAUAGAUGUUUACUGAUAUUUUGAAGGGAUGUGUUGCCCCCAUCUUCAGGUGAAAUAGUAAGAUGAGUAUGGAUAUCGACUGGGAAAGGUGCUGUGAAUGAGCCUCUGGGGAAAGUAAGAAGAAGCCUUAAAACUGGUUGUUUUUCCAAUCUGAGCCUUUUCUUCUACUCUGGAGACUGAGCAGCAUAAUCCUCUGAAAUAUCAAUAAACUAAUGCCAGAAGACUGUAUUCUUCAUAAUCAUUGCGUUGAGAACUUCGAAUCUCACAUGUUAGUGGCAUUUGAAUGAAUCAUUUACUGCUUCUUUUGAUGUAUCAUGUAGCUACUGAAAUAAGCAAUAAAUCUGGGACAUUAAGAGAUACAUCACAUUCAAAUCACAGAUCUACUUCUGUGUGGAGUUUCCUCAGAUUCAUACACAUGCAGUAAUACCCUUGUCUUUCAGAGGUUGUUGUAAUAUGUUUGCUAUAAUUACUUUGUUGUAGUUUAGUUAAACACAGAUAAGAAAGAUACUUUAUUUUGCACCUUAUGCCUGUGUAUGAAUUCUGCAGAGUUGCAGAGUAUUUUUAAGAUACAGUGAAACUCAUAUUUAAUGUUUCCCCUCAUUUAAUAUUUAAUUUUGGUGAUCCAAAGUCAAUAAUCUCGAUUUUAAAUUAUCUCUGUUUAAGACUUCUCAGUUUAGUGUUCAGAGUCACUGCUCCUGAAAUAAACUUUUAAGUUUCUGGAAGCUUUCUGGCAAGCAGGAUGGGGUUUCACUGUAUUGUGUUUUAUAAGCCAGUCAAGUUAAUAACAGUAUUAUCCUAGCCCACUUUCCAUGAUAACAUUAAAUACAAAGAAUGGGAACUUUUGUAAUAUUGAUAAUUAGGUUCAGAAGUAUGAAGUAAGAGCAAUGUAAAUUUAUAUUAUUUGAUUGAGGAGUGUUGGAGUACAGAGUGCUACACAUGCAAACUAACUGUGCAGCUACAGAUGUGAAGGCAUGGCACUAGCUGCAUUCUGGGGAAUGUAAUGUUCAGCUGUAAACUGAUACAGAAGAAGUCACGUGUGUAUCAUAUCUCUCCCAAGAUUUUGGCGUUCAUAUUGACACUGCCAUCCAAGCUUGCAGUGAAUCUGUAUUACAUGUUAACAUAUCAUCCCACUGCAGCUUAUUCUUUUUAGUUUAAGUGGAACACAGUCGCACAGUGGAGAUUGGUAAUGUGUGUUAAUCUGUCAUGUAGUGAACAUGUAUUGCAUCUCUUUGUAACAAUUGGUCUGUCUCAGAAUAAUUGUAGCUUUUGCAUUCAUGAUUUUGAAAAUAUAACCCACAAUAUGACAAUUUGUAAUAAAGCCUUUGAAUAUGAUAUGACAUUCAGACGGGUUAUGCUGUCAUUCAUUCAACUCAGAUUAUUUCUUUCUUCAUAUUUUCUUUCCAUGAAACAAUAUACUGUCACGUAUUGGGCGUAUAACGCGACAAAUA
This is a messenger RNA of Cryptotermes secundus, 10098 nucleotides long. RefSeq lists its product as uncharacterized. Gene Ontology annotation, cellular component: actin cytoskeleton; dendrite; cytoplasm. Lineage: Eukaryota; Metazoa; Arthropoda; Insecta; Blattodea; Kalotermitidae. Gene Ontology annotation, molecular function: actin filament binding. Gene Ontology annotation, biological process: actin filament organization; calcium-mediated signaling; neuron projection development. Bases 525 to 6797 code for a protein of 2090 amino acids. The transcript is spliced from 25 exons. The record is from RefSeq and is a predicted model, not a curated record.